Rangifer tarandus platyrhynchus (Svalbard reindeer) is the source of this 1146-nucleotide messenger RNA. The record is from the annotation of a GenBank genome assembly. Lineage: Eukaryota; Metazoa; Chordata; Mammalia; Artiodactyla; Cervidae.
AUGGCCCUCCUCUGGCUGGCCGUGCUCCUGACACUCAUCUGCCACUCAAUGACCACGGACCACGCCAUCUCCGAUCCAGACCCACCGAUUACGAACUUAAGGAUAGAUCCACAAAGACAAAGAUUGGUCUGGGACCAGCAUGGGAAUGUUUCCGAAAUUGGGUGUUACGUCAAUUCAAAACUUUUAGCAAAGGCAAACGGGAAGCUCUAUUGCAGUCUCGGUGACUUGUCAUGUGAAGUAAAAAACUACACCGUGAAGGUGAUGAAUGGUCAACCGUUCUCUGCUUGGAUUCAGUAUCCGAAGCAAGGCAACCCCUGGGCGGCCGCGGACAACCUGACCUGCCGGGUGCACGACGUGGAUCAGCUCAGCUGCAGCUGGGCGGUAGGCAAGGAGGCCCCGGAGAACGUGCAAUACUACUUCUACUUGAAGCAUUCCCUGGAGACGUGGCCGUGUCCCAAGUACAUGCAGAACCAGCAGGGCGUCAACGUCCAGUGCCAUUUUGACAGCAUCUCCCUUCAACCUCAACCUCAACGGAGCCAACCUCUGUUCCGUUUCCUGGUGAAUGGUACCAGCGGUGGUUCCAAAAUCCCCUGCCGCGAAACGCUUCAUAGAUUACAAGAAAUUGAAAUAUUAGCUGCCCCAAACAUCACAAAAACGUGGUGUUACGAAAACUACUCGUUCAUGGAAUGGGAAGUAAGGAGUCUCUUUACUGAAGACCUCAAGUAUGAACUUGAGAUACGGAAGGGCACGGACCUCGCCUACAGAGAGGAGACGGAGCUCGAGACCUUGAGGCUGAGGAACCCGGGGCCCUACACGGUGAAGGUCAGGGCCAUGGACUCUGUGUUCUUCAGGAGCAGACCGCAGGGCCAGUGGAGCGCCCCGCAGCACCUCGACUGUGACCGCAAGGACGCGUCCUUCCCGCUCUGGCUGGUGUACCUGCUGGCCCCGCUUGGGGCGCUGCUCCUGGUGGGGCUCCUGUUUCUCUGUCGCAGGUGGCCGGUGAUGCGGAAGCUGUUCCCGCGUGUCCCUCACGUGAAAGACCCCAUCGGCGACAGCUUUCAGAAUGAGAGGAUGGUGGCCUGGGACCCGGAGCCGGAGAGCCAGGAAGAGUGUCCGGUGACCCAGGUGCAGGUGUUGGAAACAUGA